AUGCAUAUGCACGGGCGCAGACAUCCGCCCCCUUCCCCUUCACACGCGUGUCUUGAGGCAUAUGUGCCGUUUGGAACUACCUUCUUGAGAAGACGUCACCCACAGCUCAUGAGGGCGGAGUGCGGCAGAGACAUCGCAGGCGCGGAAGUCGCCGCUGACACCGCUGGUCCUAGGCGCGUUCCUGGUGGCAGCUGCAGCCCGAGCAGCAUUGACACUAUACUUCCCAGUGCGCAAGCCAGCGAGUGCGGCCCAGGGCAGGUGAGUCGAGAAGACGGAACUCCGAAGGCGACGCUCAAGCACAUUGCUCUCAACGUUACCAGCGCCUCACCGCGAGCGGAAGAGGCUCCUGUCUCCGCCGCGACGUCCGCGGCAAUGCACGGGACACAAAACACACGGGGGCUCAGCCCCACCGACUUGCAGGGGCACAAAGGAUUUCGCACUGUCGACGCCGGAUCUCCGCCUUCUCGCUGCGGGCUCCCGAUCAAGUCACUCUUCAUGACGCGCUCCACACGCAUCUCUAUAGUCUCCAAUGAUUCUCGGAACACCUCACAAAUCCAGAUCCCCACAGCUGCAUCGACCACGGCAGGUGACGCUAUCAGCGACGCUGUUGAUGAUGCACGGGAGCUAGUGGACGCCAGAUCCUCACCAUUUCACUCCUCGGCCCCUCCCCCGCUGAUGCCGCCAACCACUACGCCGUGCAGACUGAGCCGCCUCUCUCACAGCGCUGCGACCGUUUUUGCGGCCACGUCAGCGUCUGAGGUGCCAGAAGGGCGUUACAGCGACAGUAGCGCGCCUGCCGAGCUUUUCGCCUCUUCUUCGCGUGCUGCUCCUGCUGCUGCAGUCGCUCCGGUGGCACAUGCAGCUGAGUUCGGCAUUCACGGGGACAGUUAUGCGAAAGAGGCGGCGCUACUCAAGAGUGUUGCUCAAGAGGGCGAUCAAGCCACGCCAAACUCGCUGGAUGGCGCACUGCCACCACCGCAUCUUCUCACACAAGUACACCGCGCGCUCACUUCCGCCGCUGGGACCACCGGUGACUCGACUGGUUUUUCAUCCGCGAAACCCCUCUCCCCUUCCUCCGCCGUCGACGAUGCCGCGCAGCGUGCGCAGACGCUGAUGGAGGCCACUCAUGCCCGCAGCCAGCGGCUCAGUCGCACAUGGGAGCUCUCUGCCCGCCAUCAUUCGCGAGCGGCCAGCGGUGUGGGCGCUUGGCUGUCCUCGGCAUCGUCAGCAGAGGUGGCGCAGCUGUGGCCGCAGCGCGCGCAGGCCACACCACGGUCCUCAGUCUACAGGGACAUCCACGACGCGCCGGAGGGUAUGUCUGGUCGCAGCGCACUGCUGCCGCGACGCGGACUUCACGUGCCCGGCGACAGUGCUGAUCCGACCUACACAACGGCAGUGGCGAUUGUUACCGAUGUCAUCGGAGUCGGGGAUCGAAACGGGGAAGACGCGCGUGGCCAACGCGAAGUCGCACUUCCGUCAACUGACCCGCCAUUUCUUCACCGUCAUCUUGCGGAAAAAACGGCGAGCUGCUCGCCGGCGGUAGCGGCGGUACCCGAGGCGGCGCGCCGUGUCCCGGAUACGACCGAGUCGUCGACUGCCUCGUGCGCGAGUACAUCGCCGGUGAACUUGACCACCUCACAGCAUCCUACUUCCGUUAUCCCCUACUCCACAGAGUCCCCGAACAGAAGCGCGCUGGCGAGUCAGGAAGGCUCCUGUGUGUUGGCCGCACCUCCCUUAGUACCGCCCACUACACCGCCGCUAACGGCAUCAUCCUUUGGUGAGCCGGCAAAGGCGCUGCUCAGUGCGCCUCUCACGAACGCUUGUAGGGACGGCCAGAUCGUCAACGACGGCGGCAGCGCUCUCCACCUCGAUUUGGAGCAGGCGGUGGAUGAGCUGCCGUGCUCAAGUGACGCAGCCGGUAGUGCCGAGUGCUACAGUACUUUCGCGGGUGUUGUGUCGGGAACCAUCGGGCUUGAAUCGGUGCUGGCAGACACAAUGCCGCAUGGUCGCUGCUUUACAUUGAACAUGUUGACCACCUGGGGAGACGCGUGCGAGGUGGGCCUCUGCGGGCUGGAGUUGUUCGACGACCGUGGCCAACGAUUGCUGCCAUGUCCCGCAGCAGCUACGGAGGCGGCGGCUGUGGUGUCGCAGACGGUGUCUGUGGAAGGCGGCGUCGUCAUACUGGCGGCCACGCCAGCGAAUGGGUUUGUGCGCGGCUUCGCCGAGUACACGGCAACCGUCACGGAUUUGGUGGCCGCGAGUAACGUUGGUGCUGCGGGUGGUGAGAACGCCGUGCAGACCGACUCGAGUGACGAUGCUGUGUGUGGUGAUCCGCGGCGGCAGCUCCGCGCACUGAUCUGUCCACACACACUCAAUACGCACGACGAGGCGCACAUGUUCGCCGUGCCGUACACGGCGGGUAAACCGCACCUUAUAAGCUUUGUUUUUGCAGAGCCGGUUCGACUCUCUGUGAUGCGGCUCCACAACUACGCUGGCAGGGGCCGCGUACACACCACGAAAGGCGUGCGCAUUGCCGAGGCGUGGAUGGAGGAGACGGUGGUCUUCCGCGGCGAGGUGCGCGCGAACUCUGGAGAGCUGUGCCGUGAAGAGAGCGCGGAGGAGGCGGAGGACGGUGUCGUUCACGGGCACGGCGAUCAACGCGCCAGUCAACGCUCAUCUCUGCCCCUUACGACAUCUUUCUCUUCGUACGGCCUUGAGAACUGCGAGAACAUUUUGUGGACGACGGAUGCCGCAGUGCUGGCACGCGUCAUGGCGCACGGCCCGCCCUCUACGACUCCACCACUGCGCGAGGUGGACGACAGCGACGGCACGCACGGCCGCCGGCACACUGCUGGGGUUUCGGUGGAGGGUGGGGCAGCUGUACCACGUGGUACGGCGCCAACGUCUACCGCACGCGACGAUCUGCUCAGUGGGGACGCAACGCCUUGCCGCCCUGUGUCUGCUCGCUCUUUGACGACGGCGCGAAGAUCGCAAGCCCCGCCUGCUCGCUUUAGAUUCUGCAGUGCACGGCAGGCGGACACUACCAUGCCGUGCCGCCGUCGUGCCUCAGCUGACGGUGCACCGUGCCUUCGAGGUGACAAAGACACUGUGACCCCCUUGCAGGUGUGUCCUGUGCGCGUUCCUGGCUCCAGUGCUGCAGUCGAGGCGUGGGCCGACGUCGCGACGGACGCGCGUGUGCACAAGGUGCCCGUCGGCUCCACAACCGAUUCGGCGCAGCCAGAGCUGAACAGCGGCUCUGGCCAAGACGACCGCCAGCAGUUCAAGCAAAGGCGUCGCCACCUCAAUCGGCAGGCGGUGCUCGACCCUGAUCGGUGUCCUCGACGGGUGACAGCGAUCUGCAUAAUGGUGCUGAGCACUUGGGGAGCGACGCAACACGUGGGCCUCAGCUGUCUACGGCUAAGGGAUGCAAGCGGCGACGUUGUCGGUUCUGUGGAUGUGCAGUGUGCCGCCCUCCACUACCCGGAUGGCACCAGCUCCGUUUGCGCAAGCCGCAGCUGCAGCGGCAGUAGGGCGACCAGCGCGAUCGAGAACCACCACCACGCCCUAAGCGCGGCGUGCAACAACGACGGCAGCAACGGCUCUGUGAAUGCGCAAGGCGAUGUCGACUGCUGUGGUGAGUGUCACCUCUCGAGGAAUGUUCGCGGCCUCUUGCACAGCGAGGUGUACUCGGAGGAAGCGGCCCGUGGCGCCAAUCAGCAGGCAUGCCCUUCUGGUCCGUGCCUCCUCCCAUUUCAAAGCACUAUGCAGCUUGUCUUUAUCUUUCGCGACCCGAUCCCCUCGCUGGGCUUCCUCGAUGUCGCGAAUUACUCGGUGGGGGAUCAAACGUGCUGCGGGGUGAAGGAUGCACGUGUCUUCUUCGCCGAGGAGGCAGAGGAGGGCGCCACCACUGCUACUUCGCCCCGUGCUUCAGCGGAGGUGUUUCGCCAGUUGUGGUAUGUCGGUGUUUCCUCGCAGAGUCGACGGGCUUUGGCAGCGGCGCGAGUGUACGAGGUGACCCUGCCGGCUGGCGUGACACUCCGGAAGGCACCUGCCUUUCUUGGCUCUGCCCGCUUCCAAAGCUAUGAUGUAUCUUUGUACGGCCCCGGUUUGCCACCACCUCGAAUCGCUUUUCCAUUGACAGCAACCGUCCACGACGACGACACUGCCGCCGCCGCUACUGCUGUUGCUGCUGCUACCAUACUCGGCGCACAAGCCCCACGAAGCAAUCUUCAGCGAGCGCCGCCGCCGUCAACGCAUGACACUGGUAUGCCCUUUGCCGAUCACCUUGGCCGCUACGAAAUCGCGUUCGGUCCAGGAACCGGUGGGGUCGGCAGCAGCAGCAUCGAAACGGAGGCGCUUUCAAGCGGCAACAUCAAUCGGAAUGGGAAAGGGGGCCAGGCUUGUGCCCAACGCCGCCAUGGCCGCGCCAGCUCAUUUUCCUUAACGAGCAGCCUCGGAGCCUCCAUGAACAUACGGGCCAACGUGGCGAUGCACCGCGCGCGCAUGUCCCUUCUGCAAGAGCGGCCUGCGUGGUUGCUGGAGUACCAACCGUAUGUGACGCCUCUCUUGCCAGUGGGGUACGUGUGCAAGCUGCGGCUGACAGUAUGCGCGCGCGAUGUCCCUGCCGCUGAGCCUUUUGACCCUUCCGUUGGCUGUCGUGCAGGGGCAAGGGAGGCGAAACCUACCUACGCGAGCGCCGCUGCCGCAUCUUCUGUCGCGACGGCGUCGGUAGCAGGGGAGGCGCCGGCACAGGCAGCCUCUGUGAUCACCGCCGGCGACUCUCUGAAGGCGUACUUGAAGGAGUGGCUCGUGAAGCCGCUCCGCGCCUGCAGCCUUGUGAACGAACACGGCGACGUGGUCAAGCCUAUGCGUCCAGACAAGUACCGCGCCAUGAUGCACGAGGAGGCGGCGCGGCGCCACGGUACGUCUUGGCAAGACGGUAACGGCGAUGGGGAUGCACAGCACGAGCGCGCACUGACACGGUGUGUGCCGAUGGUAGCGGAGAGCAUGGUGAGUGCUGUGCCCGCAAAUCACCGCAGCUUCGUGACGAGUAUGCACGCGAUGUCGUCACCGCAGCCGCCUCUGCAGGUCAUUGCGGAGCUGCUUUACGUCGCGGACGUGCCGUUUUGCAUCUCACUCAUGGCUCUUCACAAGCCCCUCGUCGUGCGCGGUUUGGCGGCGUGGGUUCGGCAGGUGCAGGUUUUCGUGGAUGACGCGCUUGUCUUCUCUAGUGGAGAGGCUUCUGUACGACUGACACAGACCUCACCAGGGAAUGGCGCUGCGCGCGAGCCAGGUGUGGGCGCCGGGGCGCGGACCGACGAUGCCCGGGAUGCUACAAGAGCAGCAGCAUCUGGCAGCUUCGGACCCCAGCUCAACAACGGCCGAGGCAGCACGGCUGAUGCUGCAAGCCAGGACGCACAACUGUGGGGAAACCUUCCGGAAUGUGCGACGUCCUUGAAGCCUUACGUGGUCUUCACGCUUGACCCAAACCUACUGGACGACCUACGCGCUGAAGCAACGGGUGCUUCCUCAUCAUAG
Molecule: messenger RNA, 5538 nt
Organism: Leishmania mexicana MHOM/GT/2001/U1103
Lineage: Eukaryota; Euglenozoa; Kinetoplastea; Trypanosomatida; Trypanosomatidae
Exons: 1
Coding region: 1-5538 (1845 amino acids)
Source: RefSeq, a predicted model, not a curated record